This is a messenger RNA of Juglans regia (Persian walnut), 3958 nucleotides long. RefSeq names its product putative disease resistance RPP13-like protein 1. Gene Ontology annotation, molecular function: ADP binding. NCBI's taxonomy places the organism in Eukaryota, Viridiplantae, Streptophyta, Magnoliopsida, Fagales, Juglandaceae. The transcript is spliced from 3 exons. Bases 349 to 3648 code for a protein of 1099 amino acids. Gene Ontology annotation, biological process: defense response to other organism. The record is from RefSeq and is a predicted model, not a curated record.
UUCAUUUCCAAACAAAAAUCAGCCAAAAAACUCUUAGAGAAGAUGGAGAGCACAUUGCAGUCAAUGAAUAAGGUGUUGGAAGAUGCAGAAGAAAAGCAAUUUAUGGAUCCCUAUGUGAAAGGGUGAAUUGAUAAGCUGAAAGAUGUUGCCUAUGAUGCAGAAGACAUAUUGGAUGAGAUUGCUACUGAAGCCCUCCAACGCCAGUUGCAUGCCGAAUUCAAACCUGUUGCAGGAAAGGUACGAAACUUCAUCUCUAGUACUUUCCUUGAUCCUUUUGUCCAUCGCCUAGAGCCAAAGAUUCAAGAGGUACUUGAUACACUACAAGAUCUAAAAACACAAAAGGAUUUUAUGGGUCUACAAGUAGGUGUCAAAGGAAAACAAUAUCCAGAAAGGUUGACCACUUCUUAUGUCAGAGAGUCCGACACUUUUGGUAGGGAUGAGGAUAAGAAAAAAGUAAUUGACUUGUUGCUCUCGUCUGAUGCAAGUGGCAAUGAAAUGUGCGUGAUUGCCAUCGUUGGCAUGGGGGGAAUCGGCAAGACUACCCUUGCUCAACAGGCAUACAAUGACAGUCGGGUGGAACAACAUUUCAACCUUAAAAUAUGGUUUUGUGUUUCAGAAGAAUUUGUUAUGCCCAUGGUAGAGAAAUCUAUUAUAGAGGCAGCAACUUCGUCACCUUGUCCUAAAUUUGAGAAUCCAGAGCAGUUUCGAGUUAUACUAAAGAAGAAUUUGACAGGGAAGAAAUUUCUACUUGUUUUGGAUGAUGUUUGGAGGGCGAAACCCGAUCAUCGGGAGUUCCUUGGCCAACUCUUGGAAUAUGGGGCUCGAGGAAGUAAGAUCCUUGUCACCACAAGGAAUAAAAGCGUUGCAUCGGCCAUGCACGCUAUUCCACAUCAUCUAGAGCUAUUACCAAAGGAUGAUUGUUGGUCACUUUUUGAAAAGCAUGCAUUUCGUAAUGGUAGCUCUAAUGCAGAUCCAAAGAUAAAAGAAAUAGGUACAAAAAUUAUGGAAAAGUGCAAAGGUCUACCUUUAGCAGUCAAAGCCAUUGGUGAUCUCUUGUGGUCUGAAUCAAAUGUCGAGAGAUGGACGAAUAUAUUGAAGAGCAAUUUAUGGGAUCUUCCCAUGGAGGGGACAUACAUUCUUCCGGCUUUGAGGUUAAGUUAUAAUUAUCUUCCCUCAUAUUUAAAAAGAUGCUUUGCUUAUUGUUCAAUAUUCCCAAAAGAUCAUAUUUUUGAGAAAGAUCAAUUAGUUUUAUUAUGGAUGGCGGAAGGUUUCUUGCAACCAAUAGAAACUAUGGAACAAGUUGGUAAUUGUUACUUCGAUGAUCUUGUAUCAAGAUCAUUAUUUCAACAAUCACUUGAAACUAACUCAGGUUUUGUAAUGCAUGAUCUUGUCAACGACUUGGCAAAAUCCGUGUCUGGGCAAUUUGGCACUGAUAGUUUAAAAAAAAUUGUGAAGAUGACUCGCUAUGUACAUUUAUGUGAAAGUUGGGGUACAUUCCAGGAUAUUAAAGAGGAUCUUUUAAAGGCCAAACAAUUGCGCACUUUCCUUACAUUGAGAUUUUCAAGCGUACGUUUUUGGGAAAACAAAAUGCCUAGGACAAUAUUGUGCUUAAGAGUUCUCUCCCUAGGCAGAAUAGAGUAUUCGGUUAAUAAGUUGCCUGAUUCAAUUGGCGAGAUGAAAUAUCUACGUUAUUUGGAUGUUUCUGGUCCACAACUUUACAGAUUGCCCGAUUCCAUAUGUAAUUUAUGCAAUUUGCAAACUCUAAAGUUAUCAAGUUGUUUGAUGUUGGAUAGAUUGCCAAGAGAUAUGUGGAAACUCAUUAAUUUACGUCAUCUUGAAAUUGAUCAAACUUACCAUUUAAAGGAGAUGCCGAUAAAAAUGGGUAGAUUAAAUUGUCUCCAGACGUUGACAAAAUUCAUUGUCAGCAAACAUGACAGUGGGAGUGGGUCUAGCAUUGGAGAAUUGGGAAAACUAAUAAAUCUUCGAGGAAAGCUUUUAAUUGAAAAGAUCCAAAAUGUUAGAUCAGUCGAGGAUGCUUUCGAUGCAAGCUUGAAGGAUAAGGCUUACCUUGAGAAGUUGGUGUUAGAAUGGAGUCCUCUAGAAGAAGUACUUGGUAUUUCGGAAAGUCAAAGAGGUGUACUUGAAAAUCUGCAACCCCAUGAAAAGUUGAAAAGUCUCACCAUUGUCUACUACGGCGGGAAGGGUUUUCCAGAUUGGAUAGGAGGGCUUACUUCAUUGUCUGAGUUGAAAUUAUUUGAUUGCAAAUAUUGUAGUGCCUUGCCACCCCUUGGGCACCUACCUUUUCUUAAUCAACUCGAGAUUAAGGGGCUGCAUGGAGUUGUUAAUGUGGGUCCAGAGUUUUAUGGAAAUUGUAGUAAUUCUUCAAUGAAGCCAUUUGGAAGUUUGAAAUUUCUGAGGUUGAAGAAUUUGUCGAAUUGGGAAAAUUGGUUUUAUUUCGGUGUCCAAAACGAAGUUGAAACUUUUUCUCAACUCGAAGAGUUGUAUAUUGAGAACUGCCCCAAGCUGAGAGGAAUGUUGCCUGUAUAUCUUCCUUUGUUAGACAAACUUGAGAUUUUGGAUUGUCAACAUCUCAAGGCUUCGCUCUCCAUAGACUCUUUCCCAGUACUUACCAGAAUGAAAAUAAUUAGGAGUGAUAAUUUGGAAUUUCUUGCACUUGCAAAACAACAUAAACAUGAUGGUUUACUCUCAAAAUUGAAAAUACUUCUGAUUGAUGAUUGUAAGAAGUGUGAGCUUCCCAUGCACCAACAAUUUUCAUCCCUUGAAGUAUUGUUCUUGAAGGAUUGUUGUGAUUCUCUGACAUCCUUUCCAUUAGACCUAUUCCCAAAUCUGAAGUGUAUUCGAAUCGAUGGGUGCAGGAAUUUGCAAUCUCUAGAACAACGUGGAGGUGAUUUAGUGAUAUCAGAAAUAGGAAUAUGGAGAUGUUUUAAUUUUGUAUCUUUUCCAAAAGGAGGAUUGCGUGCCCCUAACCUUGUAAUGUUUACUCUCAAAAAUUGUGAGAGCUUGAGGUCAAUGCCCUGUAAGAUGCACCUAUUUCUUCCAUCUCUUCGUUAUUUGGAGUUAGUAAAUUGUCCAGAAGUUGAGUCAUUUCCAGAAGAGGAAUUCCCAUCCAAUCUGAAGAAAAUUAUAAUAUUGACCUGUAAGAAACUCAUUGCAAACCUGUGGAAGGAAAUACUCCCCCGUAUUGAAUGGUUGGAAAUUGGCGGCGACGAAUCAGAAGAUCAUGUGGAGUCCUUUCCUGGAGAGUUGUUGCUACCCACCACUCUGACCUAUCUUCAUAUCAAAUCAUUUGGAAAUUUGAAAUCAUUGGACAAGGAGGGGUUUCAACACCUAACCUCCCUUGUAGAAUUGCAGAUCUAUGGCUGUCCAUUCCUCAUGUACAUGCCGGAAGAGGGCUUACCUGCCUCCCUUCGUUUUUUAAGCAUAAAGAACUGUCCUGUGUUGAAGAAAAAGUUGAGAAGCAAAAAAGGAAAAGAAUGGCUUAAGGUGACUCGCGUCCCCAACAUAGUGAUUGAUGACAGACUCAUUCAAGGAUAUAGAUGGCAAGAUUGGACAUUUCGGUAUGAAUAUGAUCAUGAUUUAAAGUUCGAACAACUAACAAACUGUUCUCGAUCGGUAAAGUUGAUUUAAUCCCUGAGAAGUGAGAAGUGAAGAUAUUUGCUUAAAUCUUGUGUGCGCGAGCGCUAGAAGCAACCUCCUACGUACGUACCUAAUUGGCACACACAUUAUUGCCUUCCAUUUCUAUAUGCAUUUCCAGAUCCGUGAAGGUAAUGGUUUGGCAGAUGGUUAAUUUGGGAGCUGUGGAUGUGAGACCACCUUUGUGGACGUGGCAUGGCUAGUUGUGGACGUGUGAUUAGAAAUUAUGAUGCUAAGUUUGUUUAUGGUUAAUUUUCUUGUCAUAUAUAUAUAUGGUUCAUGGGACAAACAUUUUUGCUCAACA